CGCCGAGCUUGACCUUGGGUCGGGCCCCCGCGGGUGGGACCGCCGUGCCCGGGAAGCGGCGACUUCGAGCCUCUUCUCUCGGUCUCCCGAGCAGGCUGCGCUGCGAGAGCGCGGGCCGCGCCCUCCCGCCUCCUGGCGCUCCCCAUGCACCUGCCCGGCUGCGCCCCCGCCAUGGCCGACGGCAGCUUCUCGCUGGCCGGCCACCUGCUCCGCAGCCCGGGAGGGAGCACCUCGCGGCUGCACAGCAUCGAGGCUAUCCUGGGAUUUACCAAGGACGACGGGAUCCUCGGUUCCUUCUCGGCGGAGCCGGGCCCUCGGGGAGCGAAGGAGCGGGAUAGGAGGCCGGGCGCGCGGGCCGCUUGCCCCAAGGCGCCGGGGGGAGGCGCCGAGCCCUCCGCGCAGCCUGCCCCGGUGCCCGCUCCCGAGUACGAAGCCCCUCGACCCUAUUGCCCCAAGGAGCCUGGGGAGGCGCGGCCGAGCCCAGGGCUGCCGGUCGGUCCCGCCACCAGCGACGCGAAGCUGUCGGACGAGGAGCAGCCCAAGAAGAAGCACCGGAGGAACCGCACGACCUUCACCACAUACCAGCUGCACGAGCUGGAGCGCGCGUUCGAGAAGUCUCACUACCCCGACGUGUACAGCCGCGAGGAGCUGGCAGGCAAGGUCAACCUACCCGAAGUCCGGGUCCAGGUGUGGUUCCAGAACCGACGGGCCAAGUGGCGGCGGCAGGAGAAGCUGGAGGUGUCGUCCAUGAAGCUGCAAGACUCGCCCCUCCUGUCCUUCAGCCGCUCGCCGCCCUCGGCGGCCCUGGCGCCCCUCGGGACGGGCCCGGGCGGCGGCGGCGGGCCGGCGGGGGGCGCCCUGCCGCUCGAGUCGUGGCUCGGGUCGCCGCUGCCGGGCGGGGGCGCCACGGCGCUGCAGAGCCUGCCGGGCUUCGGGCCGCCGGCGCAGAGCCUGCCCGCCAGCUACACGCCGCCGCCGCCGCCCUUCCUCAACUCCCCGCCGCCGGGCCCCGGCCUGCAGCCUCUCGGGCCGCCGCCGCCCGCCUACCCGUGCGCGCCCGGCUUCGGGGACAAGUUCCCGCUGGACGAGGCGGACCCGCGCAACAGCAGCAUCGCGGCCCUGCGCCUCAAGGCCAAGGAGCACAUCCAGGCCAUCGGGAAGCCGUGGCAGGCCCUCUAG
Acinonyx jubatus (cheetah) is the source of this 1179-nucleotide messenger RNA. RefSeq names its product retina and anterior neural fold homeobox (gene RAX). The record is from RefSeq and is a predicted model, not a curated record. Gene Ontology annotation, molecular function: DNA-binding transcription factor activity, RNA polymerase II-specific; RNA polymerase II cis-regulatory region sequence-specific DNA binding. The coding region runs from base 145 to 1179 and encodes 344 amino acids. Lineage: Eukaryota; Metazoa; Chordata; Mammalia; Carnivora; Felidae. The transcript has 3 exons. Gene Ontology annotation, biological process: positive regulation of transcription by RNA polymerase II.